AUGCUUUCUACUAUUUUGUUAUGGAUUUCCUGUUGCACAAUUUCAACUUUAGCACAAGAAGCUACUAGGUAUUUCCCAGAAACUCCAAUAGGCUGCUCUCUUGAAAAUAAUUGUCCUGCAGAAUGGCCAUGUUGCUCACAAUUUGGACAAUGCGGUACGGGUCCUUUUUGUGUUGGAGGUUGUAACCCAAGAUUAUCUCACGAUCCAGGUAGUUGCUUAGGACAACCAGCAUUAUUACCACGAAUGUCGCCUAGCUUCUGGUUGCAAAGCUCACUGGAGCAAAAACCUGCUCUAAAAAGUAGCUUUCUGCCUAGAGUACAACCCAGUAUGGACGUUGCAUCGAAUGAAGGUGGAGAAAAGGACUUGAAUAAUAGAGGUAUAGUUAAUUUCGCUAACUUCCUAAUAUCACCACAAGAACGAAUCAUUAAGAAAAUGUUAAGAGACUAUCAUUUCACGUACAGUGGAUUUGUUAAAUACGAUGCACCUGGUCAAUUGACUCUUGCUAUGCCUAAACAUACUUCGGGAAGUUUAAUAUCAUCCACAAGAUCUUUUCUAUACGGUAGAGCUACCGUAAAAAUGAAAACAGCUAGAGGUCGCGGAGUUGUUACUGCAGUGGUAUUAAUUUCAACUGUAGGUGAUGAAAUUGAUUUUGAAUUUAUUGGAGGAGAAUUACAUCAUGCUCAAUCUAAUUAUUAUCACCAAGGUGAAUUAAAUCACACAAGGAUGGAAAAGCUAGAACUAAGUUCUGACAGUUUUGAAAAUACUCAUAUUUACGAAGUCGAUUGGGACCAAGAUAGAAUCAACUGGAUUGUGGACGGUGUAGUAGCUAGAACAUUAUACAAGGAAGAUACAUGGAAUGAGGAAAAACAAAGAUACGAAUAUCCACAAACACCAAUGAGAUUGCAAGUGUCGGUGUGGCCAGGUGGAAGAGAAGAUGCUGACCCUGGUACCAUAAUGUGGGCUGGAGGGCUCAUUGAUUGGGAAAACUCGCCCGAUAUACUUGAGAAGGGUCAAUUUUAUGCAACUGUGGAAUCAAUAGCCGUUACACCUUACGAAAACAAAUUCUGGCCAUCAAUAGUUGAUGAACUAGAAAGAUUACAUUUACCUAUUGAUGCUAAUUCAUUGUUAGAUAUUACUUACGAUUACAAUUAUGACAAGUUUAAUGAGCAUACGUGGUUUGAAGAUUCAGUCAUUUGGAAGAAGGGCAAAUUACCUUAUUUAUCUUCCUUGGACAAGAAUGGCCUAAAUCCGGGAAGACAGCAACAAAGUCUUUUGGUAGGUAAACAAUUGAAGCAAGAGCAGGGAGAUGGGCCGGAUCAGAGUCCUUCAAACAGGUUUAUUCAAGACACUAAUAAACCAUCGGAAAAAAAUCAUGAAGAACAAGAUUUGCUCCUACGAAACGCUCUGCAGUCACGCGAUGCUACCACAAAUGGGGGUUCCAGUCACAAUAACAGAAAUCCUAUCAAAAGAUUGCUUAAUAUGCUACAUUAA
Kluyveromyces lactis is the source of this 1491-nucleotide messenger RNA. RefSeq names its product putative glycosylase (gene CRR1). Gene Ontology annotation, biological process: fungal-type cell wall organization; carbohydrate metabolic process. Gene Ontology annotation, molecular function: hydrolase activity, hydrolyzing O-glycosyl compounds; glycosyltransferase activity. Gene Ontology annotation, cellular component: fungal-type cell wall. Bases 1 to 1491 code for a protein of 496 amino acids. The record is from RefSeq and is a predicted model, not a curated record. NCBI's taxonomy places the organism in Eukaryota, Fungi, Ascomycota, Saccharomycetes, Saccharomycetales, Saccharomycetaceae. The transcript has a single exon.